UUUUUAUUGCAGUUGUCAAUUAUUUUCUAUAUUCUUUCUUUUCUUUUUUCCCCACAAGCGUUCGAAAAAGAAGUAUAAAAGCAAAAUAAAGCCAAAAAUUCCUGCUUGCUUUUCUCUCUCCUCUCUCUCUCUCCACAACAAACAGUUAAAAGCUUAGUUCACACAGCUGAAAAAUUCUCACUCACACAUUCACACAAAUUAUACUGGAAAUAAGCAGUAAGAAAUAGCUGAAAAAAUGGGAGUUUCAGUUCCCAUUCUCGCGAUCUCCAUCUCUCUGCACCUCAUUGCUUUCGUGCUUGCUGUCGGCGCCGAACGACGCCGUAGCACGGCGACGGUGAAGCCGGAUGAGUACGACGAGAGAACGUACUGCGCGUACGGAACCGACGCGUCGACGGUGUACGGACUGGCGGCGUUCGGGCUGCUGCUGAUUGCGCAGAUGUUGAUUCACGGCGUUACCAAGUGUUUCUGCUUUGGGAGGGGGAUGAUGGAAGGCCGCCGCUCUACUACUCGCGCUGUCGUCUUCUUCGUUCUCUCAUGGAUCAUUUUUCUAGCAGCAGAGGCAUGCUUGCUGGCAGGAUCAGCUCGGAAUGCUUACCACACAAAAUAUCGAGCAAUUUUCCACGUAGAGCACCUAUCUUGUGCCACUCUUCGUAAGGGUGUGUUUGCUGCGGGCGCUGCCCUAACGCUGAUAGCAAUGACGGUAACCACGUUGUACUAUUGGAUGCACUCCAAGGCUGAUACUGGUGGAUGGGAAAAGCAUCAAAACGAAGGAGUCGGAUUGACCCCUUCGCAUUUUGCAGAAAAUCAGCAUCAGAUGAAGACCGGUGAAUUUCAGAAAGUGUAAUCUUGAUUGUUAAACAAAGGUUUUGAGUACUGUUUGUGAUGUCCGAAGUGAGACAAAGAUGUCUGCACUAUAAUGUGCUAACUUAAGUGGAGUAUAUAAAUAUGUCUGUUGUAGAAA
This is a messenger RNA of Salvia miltiorrhiza (redroot sage), 961 nucleotides long. RefSeq lists its product as uncharacterized. The record is from RefSeq and is a predicted model, not a curated record. The transcript is spliced from 3 exons. The coding region runs from base 236 to 844 and encodes 202 amino acids. NCBI's taxonomy places the organism in Eukaryota, Viridiplantae, Streptophyta, Magnoliopsida, Lamiales, Lamiaceae.